Molecule: messenger RNA, 429 nt
Organism: Plasmodium cynomolgi strain B
Lineage: Eukaryota; Apicomplexa; Aconoidasida; Haemosporida; Plasmodiidae
Exons: 3
Coding region: 28-429 (133 amino acids)
Biological process (GO): maturation of LSU-rRNA; maturation of 5.8S rRNA
Cellular component (GO): preribosome, large subunit precursor; nucleolus
Molecular function (GO): rRNA primary transcript binding
Source: RefSeq, a predicted model, not a curated record
AGACCAUCGAAAAACACUAUUUUGUUUAUGAAAGAAUUGUCGAUAACAUUUCCUCACAUUUUUUAUGAACCAAGAUUGGAUCAUUCGAUUGAAUUUCUCAUGAGCAAUUCUGUGCAGAAUAAUUUUUCCACUUUUAUCUUAAUCGAAGAGGGAAUAGAUAAACACCCUAAGUAUAUGUUCAUAUCAACUUUGCCAAACGGCCCCACGGCGAAAUACUCCCUCACCAAUGUUUUAUAUGCACACAAAAAGAAGACAGACAUUGAAAUAACGACUUUGCCACCGGAGAAGUGCGCACUGAACGAAAUUGGCCCGGCUUUCACCUUGCAGCUGCUUAGUCUUAAAGAUGGACUGAUUAACGAUAAGGAGAAAAUGUACGAGUUUGUGCUGCGCCCAGAUAUGAAGGUUAACAGGAAGAAGAUGUACUUGUAA